Molecule: messenger RNA, 5639 nt
Organism: Chelonus insularis
Lineage: Eukaryota; Metazoa; Arthropoda; Insecta; Hymenoptera; Braconidae
Gene: GEFmeso
Product: Guanine nucleotide exchange factor in mesoderm
Exons: 5
Coding region: 621-5012 (1463 amino acids)
Molecular function (GO): small GTPase binding; guanyl-nucleotide exchange factor activity
Source: RefSeq, a predicted model, not a curated record
UUGGUUUAUUACUUCUAUAAUACUUCAGUAUAUCACUUAGAACUCUAAAGAAGCCCAUUGUUGAGUCAUUGAUUGACGAAUUAAUAUUUUCUAAGUAUCAAAUACGAACUACUAGGAUAAUACUUUGCUAAAUCUUAUCUUAGAUAAUUACUUCUUGAAAUAAUCUAUUGUCAAAGUAAAUAUAUGGUUAAAAAUUUGAUUUAUUUACCAGACUUUUUAGAGCUAAUUUAGUAGAUUAUCAAAAGACUGAUAAAAUAGCUGACGUAGUUUUUGAAAUAACCGAUUCAAGUAUUUUAACUGAACUAAAAAUACAAACGUACUCAGGAUUGCCCAUCACUACUUCAAAUACACAUAAUUUAUUAUCAACUGAUUGUAAAAUCAUUAAUAUAACUGAGCUAUAAUUAAAUGAUUCAUAUCCCAGAGACGUUUGAAAGCUGGUAACGAUGUAUAAAAUUAUAAAACAGAGUGUAACUUUAUGGUUAGAAUUAAAAAUGACAGUUUAAGUAAUAUUCCGGAAAUGUUAGAUCUUUGAAUGAAAUGGUAAUAAAAAGUGUAUUAAUAUCGAUGUAGGAGCAGAGAAAGAAGCAGGAGCUAAUGCUCUCCGGGUUCAAUGCUCCUAUAUGUGUGGUAUAGAAGCCGUUGCAUGUGCAAGUCGUGUGCUUGCAGUCACGGCAGUAGUUGGAACGUCGACAGACUUGGUACCGCAGUUACUUGGGAUGUUUGAUGAGUUAGCGCGAAAGGCUGAGAGUAACCACGGGGAGCAAAUACCAGCAGCGAUUCAAAAACGCUUGAGUCUGGUAGCACAUUCUCAGCGCAACUCCAUAUUCGGUCACAUCUGUGCCAACUCGCAACGUGAACUACCAACGAUGCAAGAGCAACAACGAAUCCAGUCUGCAGACGCCACAGUCGAGCCAGCAGCUUGCAGUCGUGUGGAAAUAACUGUUUGUAAUGCUGAAAGAGACAACGAGAGUACACCAGUAGGGUCUACUAAUGAUGACAAGCCGAUGUAUUGCUGUGAGAUGACCACUGGAUUGAUGCCGGAGUAUGGUAGAAGACGUAAACACCUCGAUAGACCCCUCUCUGGCAGCUCAAUUGCUUCAAGCACGUCCUCAAGUGGAUGCAGUAAUCAAGGAAACGCUUGUUCCGCUAAUCCGUAUUUGGCAUCUGUCGAGUCACUGGCCGAUACCUGUGCCAGCUCCCAAGGGUCAGGUGAUAGUGGAGUCAUGACGACAUCAGGAGUCAGCUGCAGAGCUGAAAAUGGAGAGAAUGAAGAAAGAAAUAGUAGUGCUAAAGGUUCACCACUUUUAUAUCAUCGUGCACGAUAUUACGAUCCACAACGUAACCCUGUUGAAAGAGUUUUAUUGGAGAUUGUAGACACUGAGGCUGUUUAUGUUGAACAUCUUCGACAAGUAAUUGAAGGCUAUCUGAUAUUUUGGCGUGAUGAACCAGCUUGUCUAGUACAGCAAUUGCAACUUAAUCAUUUAUUCAGUAACAUUGAAGAUAUAUUUAGGUUUAAUGGAGAGUUUCUCAAGGAAAUCGAGGCCUGUGGUUUAGAUCCCGUAAGCGUUGCGCACACAUUUACGAAACAUAAUGCGGGUUUCAAGGUUUACACUGAAUACUGUACGAAUUAUCCAAGAACAGUGUCGGUAUUGACCGAUUUAAUGAGUCGUGAAGAUACAGCUAAAGCUUUUCGCGAAAGACAAGCAGCAUUAGGUCACGCAUUACCACUUGGAUCGUUUCUUUUGAAACCGGUACAAAGAAUUUUAAAGUAUCACUUACUCUUGGAAAAUUUAUCCAAGGAAUAUGAAGCCGAUGAGAAGAGAAAGGAUAUGAAAGAUGAUAGAAAUGCCAUUGAGGAAGCGUUAGCUGCUAUGACUGGAAUUGCUAAACAUAUAAAUGCCAUGAAACGUCGUCACGAGCACGCGGUUCGUGUACAGGAAAUUCAAUCAUUAUUAUACGGAUGGCCCGGGCCUGAUCUCACUACCAGCGGGGAGCUGAUUGCCGAAGGAAGAUUCAGGAUGCGAGGAGCUAAAGCACCCAGACAUGCCUUUCUCUUUGAACGAAUGCUACUGCUGACUAAAAAGAAAGAGGAUGGAUUGCUUGUUUAUAAAGCUCACAUUAUGUGUUCAAACUUGAUGCUAAUCGAAAGUAUCCCGGGAGAACCAUGCAGUUUCCACGUCAUACCUUUUGACAAUCCACGACUGCAGUACACAUUGCAGGCUCGCAACUUGGAACAGAAAAGGGAGUGGACAUUGCAAAUUAAACGAGUAAUGCUGGAGAAUUAUAAUGCAGUUAUUCCAAUUCACGCCAGACAGUUAGUACUUCAGUUGGGUCAAACCCAACACGACGAAGAUGGCAAUAAUGAUCGAGGAUCAGCCAAGAAAUUGUAUUCUGCUCCACCAGAAUAUUUAAAGAGACGUAAAGUGGAAAAAGAACGAAGACGAUCCGAAGCAGGAUUAAGACAAAAGAAGAAAUUUAGUAAAAUGGAUAAUUCAGCAUUAUUAACUGUAGAAAAUUCACCACCAUCAUCAAGAAAAAGGCAAUCAGCCGAGAAUUCAAGAAACAGCAGUCGAGAUCCAAGUCUUAAUCGAUCGUUAGAUAGUGGACGUGCAUCCAAAGUAAAAGAUCGUUUCACUAAUUGGCGUCGAAAAUCUGAACCAGGCUUCCAGUCUUACGUAUCAUUUAAUCAGUCAGACGAUGAAGAAAAAAGUGAAACCAUUUCGCAAUCAGAAUCAGCUACACAAGGGGAAGUAAUAAACGUCAAUUCAACAAAUGAAAAUGAUAAUUCAAACGAGUCACAAAGUACAUUAGCAAGUAAAAGUUUAACGGUAGCGAAUACCAAAGAUGUUAAUGAACAGAAAACUCAGGUACGAACCGUUGAAGAAAUAGUUGGGCACAUUCUCAUGCAAAAUCAAGAAUUCCAAAGAUUAUUGGAGAAGCAAAGAACAAAUAGUUUAGCUAAUGUUAGACAACAACGUUUUAAAAAACAUCAGAGAUCCGUUGACACAUCUGAUGACAGUGAUAAUGGUGAACAAAAUUAUUCAACAGACUUUGGAACUAGUGUCAAUAACAAUAAUAAUAUGCAUAAUAAUAGUAAUAGUAAUAAUAUAGGUAAAAGUAAUCGGCCAAUACGGAAUAUCCGCCGUGAACAUCGAUUUUUGAGAUCUAAUAAUGCAUGGAAUAGUCUUUCACCUCCAUUGUCCCGUGAAAAUCAAUCGAAUUUACAAUUACAAUAUAACAAUCUUCAUACUGAUAGUGAAAAAUCGGAUAUUAUUUCUAAAAAUAAAGUUAAUCGAGUUCAUGAAAAAAAAGCUGUAUUUGAGGCAUUUAAAAGACAGAGUAUUGUGACUGAAAGUAAAAUAAUUAGAACGGCUUUACGUAUGAGAGAAAAUUCGGGAGGUGAAGAGAAAAUGAAUGAUACUACUGAUGAAAAAGUUGAGGAAUUCAAUAAUGACGAAGAUAAAAAUAAAACGAAAGUAAAUCUCACUGCAAAUGAAAGUUCAGAAAGCAAUUUCGGCAAUUACGAUAACUUGCAACAUAUUUGGAGUGAUUUAAACACGGAAAAUCGAUCAAGAACUGGCAAUCAUGACAGUCCAACACGCCCAGCUAUUUGGUUAACGAAACUUUGUGAAGGCUUGCCAACAUCACCACUUAAAAGUGGUUCAUUACCUCGAAGUUUUCAAAUCAGUCCAAAUCCUCCACAAGGUAUUACUAAAGCUAGAUUCCUGCAGAGAGACGGAAAGCCUCUAAGUGAAAGACCAUUCACGAUUGCAUCAGAUAAACCGGCUGAAAUAAAUCUAGAAGAUAUGGAGAGAUAUGCAUCUUCUUAUCAGCCUGAAGAAAAAAUAGCUAAAUUUCCAAUCUCAGUUUCUUCAACAUCCUCAUCAUUUUUUUGCUCUAUUGACGAUAAUUUAACUGAUGUAGAUUCGGAUGUUCAUUCAACAAAUAUUCAUCCUGAUCAUAAAAUUUAUCGAGCAAAUAUCAGCGGAAGCACAAUGUUGAAAAACGUUCUAUCGAAAGCCGGAAGUCGAUUACAAGGACUUCGGUCAACAGCUAGUGCUGAAACUCUCGAAUGUACUGAUUUCGAUAAAAAACCUUUAUCAUCACCAUCAAAUAAAAAUAAUACAAAAUUUAAAAAGAAAAAAUUUAAAUCAAGAUUGUCGUCAAGAGAAUCAUUCACGGACAUUGAUGAGCCAACUGUUGGAUGCUUGUCUAGCCAUAAUUCUUUCCUUGAGAGUUCAUCUCUAUAUUAUAAACAAGGAAGUUCCGGGCUCGGUGCAAGAAUUGCACAAGCGGAUUAUGCAGACCCGUCAGUUCUUUUCUUCGAUACUAAACGAUCAGAGUCUAAUAAUGCUGACAAUGUAUCCUCAUCGCUUGUGAAUUCUGUUUCAAAUCUAAAAAUAGAAACGAAUCAAGAUGAGACAUCUAGUGAUAAACAAAGACUUCUUAGUGAUGGUGAAAAUUUUUAUGAAAAAUGUUUCGAAUCAAUUGAGAAUUAUGUUGAUGAGACUGACGAUGCUUUCAGGGAUAGUGCAAUAUUUAGCGAUGUUGAAGAAAUUACUUUAUCACAAUUUUCAUCAAACAUAUGUAAUAAUGAUACUGGUAACAGUAGUAGUAAUAAUAUUAAAAAUGAUAUGUCAAGUGCUUUCAUCAAACAAAAAGUGGCACCUCCAGUUCCUAUGAAGCGUAAAAUUAAAAAUGAAAAUUAUACGUCUGAUAGGAUAAAAGGUGAACGACUUGAGAAUUCUAAACCUGAUACACCACCGAAACCAGAAAAAUUAAUUUUGCGUACAAAAAUAAUAAAUGACAACAAUGAUGAACAAAAUCCAAGCUUUAAAACUUCAGUAUCAAAAGAAAUAUCUAACAAAUCGAUGUACUCUACAGCGGUCAAGCCAUUAAAAAUAAAAAAUAGUAUUGAAGAUGAUAAGAAUGAUAUAUCGGCAGGACAGAGUCAAGCAGGAUGGGUUAAAAGAAUGGUUGGUCAAUUACAGGCUCAAAUUGAAACCUUAUAAUAAAAAUAGAAUAAUUUUGUAAACGAAUUCAUUACUGAUAGUACAUAUCAGUAUUUUCCGCCAAUAAUUUAAGCAAUAAUUUUUUUUAUAUUGAACAAAUUAGGGAAAUGAAAGUCAACUUUUUGCCAUAAAGUACAAUUACGUUAGUAUACGAAAGAAAUUAGUAUUCAUAUCUCAGAAAAGUGGCAAUAAAAAACAUUUUCACAUAUUUAAUUAAAUGUGAAAUAAUUGUGAGCAUUAAUAAUGCAUGAAAACUAAAUUUAUUUAGCUAUACAUAAAGUAUAUUAUUACUUUAUAAUGAUACAUUAUUAGAUAAAUGAUAGAAAGAAAAUUUUUAUACUCUAAUUACGAAAUAAGCAUAUGGAAAAUAUUGCUUAAAGUGUCAUGAUUAAACAAAUUAUUUAGUUUAUAUUUUGAGAUACGUUUUUAUUAAGAGAACUUUUCUAUUUACAAUAAAAUUUUGGCUAGUCGUGUGUGUACAUAUAAGUAAAUAAAUAGUAGGCUAUUAUUAUCAUUGAUAAUAAUAUUUCAUAAUAAUUCUAAUGAUAAUAAAUUAUUUUUCGCAAUACUGUAUUUAUACAAAUAUCCUACGAUAAAAAUUAUUGUUCGGCAAAAUGAAACAAUGUU